UUGAAAGUAGCUGCAGAGACUCGUCUAUGUGAACGUUCAGUUGCUGUAACUACCCUCAGGAGACGAGAUCAUUGGUUACUGUGCUCUGCCUUCACUGAGAUAAAGACAUGGGGACCAUUUGGUUUGCAAUUUGGUGCAUUUUAACUGUUUUUCAGCCUCCAAAUUUAGUGACUGCUGAGGAGCCAGUAUGUGUACCUGGAUUUCAGUCAGAUCAGCUCACUUUCAGUGUGAUGAGAAUCUACCUGACACAAGGCACAGUAUUGGGCAAAGUGGGCUUCUCUGACUGCACAGAUCGCACAAGAUUUCUGUUCGACACCUCUGACAAACGUUUUGUAGUAAAGACCGAUGGUGUACUGAUGGUAAAGAGACCAGUUUUUCUUCAUGAAGGACACCAUGACUUCUUCAUCCACUCCUGGGACUCACAAGGCCGCAAACUGACCAUUCCUGUCAGUGUGAGCAUGAAUGCAGCUGAUGCUCAGGUGCCUGUUCUGCAGUUUCCCGAGCCUGGUGAAGGACUGAAGAGGAGGAAAAGAGACUGGGUCAUUCCUCCAUUAAAUGUUCCUGAGAAUCAGAGAGGAACCUAUCCCUUAAAAGUAGCUCAAAUCCGCUCUAAUGAAGAUAAAGCAAGGAAGCUCUUUUACAGCAUCUCUGGUCCUGGAGCUGAUCUGCCUCCUGUUGAUCGUUUCAUAAUGGACAAACAGACUGGCAAUCUGUAUGUAACACAACCACUCGACAGAGAGGAAACGGCCAGUUACACGUUUCUAGCACAUGCUGUGGCUGAUGGAGCAGGACAAGCUGAGGAUCCCAUGGAGAUUAUAGUCAAUGUGAUCGACCAGAACGACAACAAACCUUAUUUUACGGUGGAGUACAACGCAAAUGUUGCUGAGGCCACGGCCAUCGACACAGAGGUGGUUAAGGUUGAGGCCAAAGAUGAUGAUGAGCCAGAUAAUCUCAACUCAGACAUCCGCUAUCGUAUUCUGAACCAGGACCCACCGCUGCCCACUGACCACAUGUUUGAAAUCAACCCAGUUACUGGAAGCAUCAGAGUCACUGGUAGAGGAUUAGACAGAGAGAAAUAUCCACAGUACACUCUGACAGUACAAGCAGCAGAUAUGGCGGGAGAAGGUCUUUUUGCACAAGGAAAAGUAAUUCUCACGGUGACAGAUGGCAGCAGCAAUGCUCCUGAGAGUGGCAGUAAUGUGGAACCAAAUACUGCACGCGUUUUUCCAGAUGUUUUCUUCACUGAGAACAACAGAGGACCCUAUCCUAUUAAGUUAAUUGAAAUACGGUCUGAUGAACAUCAAAAGCAGAAUUUACAUUACAGCAUCUCUGGUCCAGGAGCUGAUCAGCCUCCUGUUGCCCUUUUCACCAUGGAUAGAGACACUGGCAGUCUGUAUGUCACACAGCCAGUCGACAGAGAGGAAGCAGCUCAUUAUAAGCUACAAGUGCAUGCCGUGGCAGAAAGUGGAGAUCACCAGGAGGUCCUGAGUGUUACAGUUAAAGUCAUCGACCAGAAUGACAACAAACCUGUCUUCACUCAAAACACCUUUGAGGGACAAGUUGCUGAAAACUCAGUAAAAGGUUCUGAAGUGAUUAAGGUCGAGGCUACAGAUGCUGAUGAACCAGAUAAUGCCAACUCAGAUAUCCGUUACAGUAUUCUGAGCCAGGACCCACAGCUGCCCAGUGACAACAUGUUUGAAAUCAACUCAGUUACUGGAGCCAUCAGAGUUGCUGGUACUGGACUGGACAGAGAGAAAUAUCCACAGUACACUCUGACAGUACAGGCAGCAGAUAUGGAGGGAGAAGGGUUAUCUGGACAAGCACAAGUAAUCCUCAAGGUGGUGGAGAGCCAGUAGUCCUGGAAAAGCUUCAGGUCUCCUGUUCCUGCUUGAGAAGCGGAGAGAAGGAGCACAAAGACAUCAGAGACAUCUAUCACUGCGCUGGAGGCUGAUUCUACAUGACGCUCUCUUCAUAUACAUGUGUGAAUGUUAGAUAGAAAGCACUUACAUAGAAAAAAGUGCUUGUUUAGAUGGGUGUGAAUGCGUGAAUGAGGCAGGUUGUGCAAAGCGCUUUGAGUGCUCAGAGUGUUAAAUAAGUGCUAUAUAAGAACCAGUCCAUUUAUCAUUCAUACGAGCAGUUAAAAUGGCCAAAGCUAGUUUGUCAGUGAUCAUGUGACAAUAAAAUCCCAGCAUAGUUCUUCUUCACAUGUAAGCAUUUUGUAGGUGGUGGGAAGUUCUGCAUAUGUAGGAAGGUCUUAGAAAACUUGCAGGGGGAGCUGUGUAUCUGCUACUUUUCUUUUCCAUAAUUAUUGUGGGACUAGAAUGCUAUGGAGCGCUCUUUCAAGUGAUUUUCUUACUCUGUUUGUUGUAAUCAAAACCUAAGAAAACAAAAGAUUGAAAUGGUGUAAACCACAGUCAGCAGCUGCGCAAACAAUAGAUUUGAUGAUGUGUUGGAACAUGAUCAUGCUGUCACUGAGGAAUAUGCUUCUUUAUAGUAAAUGAAACAUAUGAAACUAAUUAAGAGUAUCAGUAUCUGAACAUAAAAGUUCACAGUUGGUUAUGUCGAAAAGUACCUUUAAAUUGCAAAGAAAUCAGGUACUGUGACUUUAUCCUGAUGCACACUCAAAAUAAAGUACUAGUACAUCCACUUACAAGUUUGUAGAAGAAACUUGUAAGUGGAUGUUGUGUAGAAAGUCGAGAUAUUUUGGAGGAAGUGUAUGAUGACAGGGAUCAUUUUGCUGUUAUGUUCAGUACUGAGACAUGCCAAAUGACAUUUCAGAUCUAGUUACCGCUUCAUGAAUUGAACACACAAUCCAGUCAGUAUUGUCUGAUUUAAAAUACACCUGGUGCUGAAUAUUAUUUUUACUUAAUAACACGGUUAUACUGCAAUUAGUUUAGUUUUUAUUUAUGCCAUUGUUAGUGGGCUUUUCUUCCCAGCAAAUAGACUGACUAACACAGAUAAAUAUAUUCCUGCAAAAACUAUCAACGCAUGUCCGUUUUGACCUCAGAGAAAUCUUUAUUCAGUCUAAAGAUCAGAAAACAGAACUAUCUCUGUCAUUGCACCAACCUUUACAUUUGUCAAAUAUCGUUUUUUUUAAUAUACUACGGAGGUGUGCUGUGUUGUCAGUUGAUCUGGAACAAUGGCUCAACAUAAGAACCACAUGAAUGCCGGGACCCCAGGUUACCCACCAAAAAAUUGCAUUGUAACAAAACGGCCAGUGUUAAUCACCAGUAAGUGUUUUUUUAACAUUGUGGCCCAAUACCGUAUAGUCAAAGUUCUUUUAAUAUGGCCUGCUGGGUAAAGCACAAAUAAAUAAUGUACAUGUACUACACAUGUAUAAGAAAAGAAAAUGGGAUUGUUGUUCUUUUUUUUACAGUAACUGUCUAUACUGUAUCUCUUGCUAUGCUGCCUCUUAUAUCCUCUUAAAGCCAAUAAAAUUAACCAUCGAAAAUCA
This is a messenger RNA of Oreochromis niloticus (Nile tilapia), 3454 nucleotides long. RefSeq names its product blastomere cadherin. Lineage: Eukaryota; Metazoa; Chordata; Actinopteri; Cichliformes; Cichlidae. The transcript is spliced from 15 exons. Gene Ontology annotation, molecular function: cadherin binding; calcium ion binding; beta-catenin binding. The coding region runs from base 108 to 1856 and encodes 582 amino acids. Gene Ontology annotation, cellular component: plasma membrane; catenin complex; adherens junction. Gene Ontology annotation, biological process: cell-cell junction assembly; cell migration; cell-cell adhesion mediated by cadherin. The record is from RefSeq and is a predicted model, not a curated record.